This is a messenger RNA of Habropoda laboriosa, 1872 nucleotides long. RefSeq names its product activin receptor type-2B (gene put). The coding region runs from base 292 to 1872 and encodes 526 amino acids. Gene Ontology annotation, biological process: protein phosphorylation; activin receptor signaling pathway; cellular response to growth factor stimulus. The transcript is spliced from 9 exons. Gene Ontology annotation, cellular component: plasma membrane; activin receptor complex. The record is from RefSeq and is a predicted model, not a curated record. NCBI's taxonomy places the organism in Eukaryota, Metazoa, Arthropoda, Insecta, Hymenoptera, Apidae. Gene Ontology annotation, molecular function: metal ion binding; ATP binding; activin binding.
GAAGAGAGAUGUGUCGGUGGAUGAAUUACUACAAUUUGCUUAAUAGCUAAUAGACUCAAUUUCUUUUUUUUUUAAUUUGUUGCGGCUUCGACCUCCUCGGCAAACAUGAAGCCGUAGACUUGUAUUCGUGAAAGAGACACACAAUGGUGUGGAUUACGUAGAAAUAACCCAGAUGUGACGGCUAAGCGCGAAUCCCGGACCUUGCGCACCAAAGUCCGGCGCAUUAGCCACAUCGCGAACACCGUGCGUCUAGACUUUAAAUUUCUGGUAUGCUUUUACGAUCCAUUCACGAUGUCCGCAAAUGCGACGAUACUGCCAUAUCUCAUCCUAGGAUUGUUAGGACUUACAUUGGGACAUGAUGUUAAGGGUUCUUCAGUUUGUGAAUUUUACAAUGAAACAAUGUGUGCUGAAUCCCAGCAAGAAUGUUCAGGAAGAGAAGAAUGUGGGCCACAUGAUCCAGGCAAAAGAAAUCACUGUUAUGUACUAUGGCAAAUUGAUAAUGCUACAAAGAAGUCUAUAAUUAAGUUAAAGGGAUGUUUUUUGGAUAGUAAUGAUUGCUAUGAUAGGCAACAGUGCAUUGAAAACAGUGCAGAAAGGAAGAAGGAAUUAUUUUUCUGCUGUUGCGAUGGUAAUAUGUGCAACCAGAAUUUUACAUGGGAUCCUCACCCAACUUCUUCUUCUAAACCUAUCCAACCUAUAGAUAUUCAUGAAUUAGAACCUGUUCCAAACACAGAUCAACAAAUAAUUACACUUGUCUUAUCAAUAUCAAUACCCAUGCUCCUACUUGCUCUUAUUUUACCAUUUUUAUAUUGGUGUUACCGACGUCGGAAAUUGGGAUAUUUCAACGAGGUGCCAACAUUAGAACCUCUUCCACUACCACAACCAUCUCCUAAUUUGGGACUGCGUCCUAUACAACUCCUAGAAAUUAAAGCUCGCGGUCGUUUUGGAGCUGUUUGGAAAGCACAGUUGAAAAAUGAGAUUGUUGCUGUUAAAGUGUUUCCUAUACAAGAUAAACAGUCUUGGCAAACUGAACAAGAAAUUUUCAAACUUGCACACAUGAAUCAUGAAGAUAUAUUACGUUUCAUAGGUGUUGAAAAGAGAGGAGAUAAUUUACAAGCUGAAUUUUGGUUAAUUACUGCAUACCAUGAGAAAGGUUCAUUAUGUGACUAUUUAAAAGCAAAUGUUGUCACAUGGCCUGAGAUGUGUAGAAUAGCAGAAUCUAUGGCAAGAGGUUUGAUGCACUUACAUGAAGAAAUUCCAGCCAAUAAAGCAGAUGGCUACAAACCUGCUGUAGCUCAUAGAGAUUUUAAGUCAAAAAAUGUUUUGCUUAAAGCUGAUAUGAGUGCCUGUAUAGCAGAUUUUGGUCUAGCCCUGAUAUUUCAUCCUGGGAAACCUUGUGGAGAUACCCAUGGACAGGUUGGAACAAGAAGAUAUAUGGCACCAGAAGUUUUGGAAGGAGCCAUUAAUUUCACAAGAGAUUCAUUUUUACGAAUCGAUAUGUACGCUUGUGGUUUGGUGCUUUGGGAAUUAGCUUCGCGAUGCACUGUGCAAGAUGGACCAAUUGGAGAAUAUAGAUUACCAUUCGAGGAUGAAGUGGGGCUUCAUCCAACCUUAGAAGACAUGCAAGAAAGUGUCGUGCAUAAAAAAGAAAGGCCAAUCAUUUUAGAAACAUGGCGAAAGCAUCCCGGACUUCAAUCAAUUUGUGAUACAAUGGAAGAGUGUUGGGAUCAUGAUGCUGAAGCACGUCUUUCAGCAUCUUGUGUAAUGGAAAGAGUUGCUACAUUGAGUAGGACGCUUGUUUUAAAUUCGUCGACAUUAAUACGAGUUGAUAAUACCAACGAGACUAUCACCACUAAGGAAUCUAGUAUGUAG